Messenger RNA from Morus notabilis, 1052 nucleotides. Its product is annotated as protein SPEAR3. The transcript has 5 exons. The record is from RefSeq and is a predicted model, not a curated record. Lineage: Eukaryota; Viridiplantae; Streptophyta; Magnoliopsida; Rosales; Moraceae. The coding region runs from base 226 to 861 and encodes 211 amino acids. Gene Ontology annotation, molecular function: DNA-binding transcription factor activity.
CGAUAAUUACUGGCGAGCAAACUAGCUUAAAAAGGGAGCUUCAAGAUCUCUGAUUUCUCUGCAGCUGUUUAUAUUUUGCCAGAAAGUGUUUUUCUUUUGCAGAAAUUAAGAAGAAGAAGAAGAAGAAAAGUUUGCUGGGAUUUGCAAAAGAAACUGUAUAUAUACCUAUAUAUAUAUAUCUCAGAAAAUAUCAUCAAGAAGAGAUUAAAAUAGAAAAAAGAGAAGAUGGGCAGUGGUUAUUUUGGAGAGCCAAACUUGGGAAAUGAUCAUCAAAGAGGAAGCGGAUCAUCUUCUUCGUCAUCAUCAUCAAGAAAAGGAAAGAAGUCGAAUUCAGAGAAGCCAAGGCAACCGCAGAGAGGACUUGGGGUGGCUCAAUUGGAGAAGAUCAGAUUACAUGGUCAGAUGGGUUGUGCUGCAUACGGCCAUCCUUCUCUUCAUAAUCCUAAUACUUACCCUACUACCAGUAAUUUCAAUAACGAUGAUAUGAGAGUACAAACAGCUUAUUCAGCUAUACCAUCGUCUUCUUUUUCUUACUCAUCUACCUCUUUAUCUUCUUCGCCCUCCUAUGGUUUCAAUCCCAAUGUCAUGAUGGGGCUUGGUGAAUAUGAAAGAACAAACAUAAGAUAUGGAGACUCCCAACCAACCACCACAACAAGAUGGGACCCCAGCAACGCAAUGUUAGAGACCCAAUAUAUUGCGCAACCAAACAUGACUAGACACCUCCUCAAUCUACACACAGAGGAUUCUCAGCACACAAGCCAAAAACAUAGAAGUACUAAUUCACUGGGUUCAAGCAGCACUCAGAAUUCUGAAUCAAGUGACACUCAAGAACUAGAUUUGGAGCUGAGAUUGUCUCUUUAACCAAUACUCUUUGGGCUACAUUGAUCACAAGAUCUUGUGUUUUUUUACUUAUAAUUUAGAAUUUGCAAAACCGGAGCAUGUUCGAAGUUGUUGAUGAUGAUGAAGAAGACGUGAUGAACUUUGUUAAAAGUUUCAUUUGCAUAAUGGAAUAGUGUAAUGAAAGGUAGAUUGACUUUCUGCAUUUAAUUAAU